AUGACUGCUUUCGAAGAGUUGGGAGUCAUUCCCGAAUUGGGUGAUGCAGUUUCUGAACUCGGAUGGGAACUGCCAACUCCCAUUCAAUGCGAUGCGAUUCCGGCUAUCCUUGGUGGAGGCGAUGUACUCAUAGCUGCUGAAACUGGUAGUGGUAAGACCGGAGCAUUCUCUCUACCGGUGGUUCAAAUAGUGUGGGAGAGGCGCAAAGAGGGAACGGGUGGUGGAGCGAAGUCUUCCGUUGGUUGGCGACUGAAUUUGGCGGAUCGUGCUAUGGGCUUAUCGCUAUCUCAGGAUGGGUUGUCAUGUGAAAGUCGUGUACCAAAGGCGUGGUAUGGCUCAAGGUGCAUGGGAGGCGUUCACUCAAAAGGUAAAUAUUAUUAUGAAGCUAAGAUAACGCGUGACGGCUUAUGUCGAAUCGGCUGGUCAACAUUGAAGGCGACUUUGGACUUAGGCACUGAUGACGAGAGUUUUGGUUUUGGUGGUACCGGUAAAAAGAGCACAAAGCGAAAGUUUGAGGACUAUGGCGAAUCAUUCACAACUGGUGAUGUUAUGGGAUGUUUCCUGGAUAUCGAUAAUGGGAGGAUGUGGUGGUCGAAGAAUGGCAAGGAGUUCGAAGUUGCUUUUCGAUUGGAUACAAAGUUCACCAGUCCGCAAUGUGCACUGCAUCCAGCAGUUCUGGUCCAAAACUCAUCACUCGAGCUAAACUUCGGUGCGACCCCGUUUGCUCAUCCGCCGAGAGAGGUACUACCUUUGUCUGUGACUUCGAGAAUCUAG
This is a messenger RNA of Cooperia oncophora, 774 nucleotides long. Lineage: Eukaryota; Metazoa; Nematoda; Chromadorea; Rhabditida; Trichostrongylidae. The record is from the annotation of a GenBank genome assembly.